Molecule: messenger RNA, 2616 nt
Organism: Saxophila tyrrhenica
Lineage: Eukaryota; Fungi; Ascomycota; Dothideomycetes; Mycosphaerellales; Extremaceae
Exons: 2
Coding region: 1-2616 (871 amino acids)
Biological process (GO): actin cytoskeleton organization
Molecular function (GO): small GTPase binding; actin binding
Source: RefSeq, a predicted model, not a curated record
AUGGAGACAGACGCUCUACGAAGCCCGCAAAGGCCUGGACAUCGACGCAAUGCUUCCUCAAAGUCGAACAUCCUCCGCUCCCUUGUCUCGCCCAAAGCCCGAUCUGACGACUCCACGGUUGCGAAUGUCUCGAACAUGAGGACACAGACCGUCCCAUUGCUACCGCCCGAUCACCCACAUGUAUCAAGAGGGAAGGUACUGGGAGAACGACAGAACAAUGCUCGGUCACCGUCCGCAUCGCCAUCCAAAAGCCGGCCUCGGAACAUGGUCUCUUCGAAGACCAGCAGCGACAUCCGGCCCAAGCAAGAUGCCUCUCAGCAUGGCCCCACUGCUUCGAAGAAGUCCAAGUCCUCAACGAACCUAGCGGGGAUGUUUGCUCGCAUGAACAGGUCCAGCAAGGAUCUUUCUAGCCAGAACCAGAGGGAUAAAGAGAACACCACCCCGCCAUCUUCCUCUAACGGUCGAACACCCGCAGAGACUCCCAUAUGGGCGCAGUAUGCGUCUACGGGAAAGGUGCGUCCUGAGAGCAAAGACGGGAAGAAGCAACGUCAGAGUGUAGAGGAGGAGAUCAACAGGUACACGCCAAAGGACUAUUCACCUUCGAAACAACGCAACUUCAAUGGCGGCCUAGACCAGCCGGAACUCAGGCCUACCCUGUCUAGCAGACCCAAGAGCAUGUACGCGACCGGCACGAGCCUUGUUGAGGCUAUUGAGAGACGUGUUAGUGGAGAGAGCACACGCGCAGCAAUGGAAGGGCGGAGAUCAGAAGACUUUGGCUGCCGGCGGAGUAAAGAGGACACCAGACCGGCGCCUGUGGCGAAAGACUUGGGACAGCGCAAGAUCAGCGGCAGCAGCACAGAGCAGGCGCCGGUGAAGGAUAGGCUGACGAUCGCAAAACGCACUGCUGGGGGAAGAGUCAUGGCUGCAGUCGCCGCCUUCCAGGGCAAGGGCGGGAACAAGGAUGGUCAGAAUGCCGGCAAAGCAGACGCGCCUCUGGAUGAGAAGGAAGUCGACAAGGCAUUUGAGGCAGUGCUGGAUUCCAGGAACGUGCCGCAAGCUAUGCGACAGAAGAUGCGCUCUUUGACCCUUCGCGUGAAAGCAGACUUCAUCAAGCAGGAUAUGGAGUCAGCAAAGGCAGCCGGCAGCAGUCCUCCAGGCACAGCAGGCAGCACGGACAGCGAUGAGCCUCAAUCUCCCGCGAAGGCCACGCAGGAGGCAGAAACACCUACGACGGAAGAGGACUCCUCGAAAGCCACCAAACGUUCGCGGCCACGGUCACGUACAUUUACAUUCUCCAAAGCCGACAAGCGCACGAAUGACUCGUCGCCAACCAAGAAACAACGAUCGCAGAGCAGGAAUCGUGAGCCAUCGACGACUCGGGUCCCGACAACAGCAUCAACUCCACGAGCCUCCAUGGACAAGAAGCGUGGCUCUCUUCCCGCCGUGCCAUCCGACUACAUUAGCUACCUACGCAAACACACGGACCCGGUCCAGAUGGAAGUGGGACGACUGCACAAGCUCCGCAUCUUGCUUCGAAACGAGACGGUGGCAUGGGUUGACGGCUUCCUGUCACUAGGUGGGAUGACUGAGAUCGUCGGUCUGCUGCACAAGAUUCUGGACAUUGAGUGGCGAGAGGAGCAUGAAGAUCAGCUCUUGCAUGAGACUUUACUUUGCUUGAAAGGCUUGUGCACAACUGAGCGUGCCAUGGAAGAGCUGGAGAAGGUCGCAGAUAAACUGUUCCCGGCCUUGAUCGGGAUGUUGUUCGAUGAGGACAAGAAGGGUCCGGCGGAGUAUGGGACGAGGGCGAUCGUGAUUACUGUUCUGUUCAACCACCUUGCCGCUGCUAUGGGCUCGGCGUCUGUCUCGUUGGAGGAGCGAGCUCACGAGAUCCUGGCCUACCUUGGAGAGCCAUCGAAGCCAGAAGAUGUACGACCGGUCGACUUCGUCCUCGAUAUGCGAGUGCCACGGCCGUACAAGCUGUGGUCGCGCGAGGUGUCCAACGUGACCAAGGAAGUCUUCUGGAUCUUCCUGCAUCAUCUGAAUGUCAUACCUUUGCCACGGCCAAACACUUCAUCAUCCACGAACGACAGCGCACAAGAGUCCUCUGACGACGCCGACCGUGCUAAAGUGCUCGAAGCAACAUACACCCGACGCCACUUCCCAGGCAUCCGCCCCCCAGUGCCAGCAGCACCCUACAUCGGCGGCGUAGAAUGGGACGCCACAACCUACAUCACCGCACACCUCGACCUCCUCAACGGCCUGAUUGCCUCCGUCCCCACCGCCAUCGCGCGCAACGCCCUCCGCUCCGAACUGAGGGCCUCCGGCUUCGAGAAAGUCCUGGGUAGUACCCUGCGCACUUGCAAGGAGAAGUUUUACGGAGGCGUUCACGACGGCUUACGGGCGUGGGUCGCUGCUGCGGCAGAAGAUGGCUGGGAGACGAGCUAUGUGCGAGAAGGACCGACGUUGGAGGAGCAGGCGAGGGGGUAUAGUCCGAAGAAGAGUCCGAAGAAGAAGGUUGAGGCUGCGCCGAAGCUGGAGGCGCCGAAGUUGGACCUGGGGUUCGGUGGUGGUGAGAAGGCGGAUGGUGAUGAUGUUGAUGAUGGAUGGCUAGGAUGA